Molecule: messenger RNA, 1091 nt
Organism: Cornus florida
Lineage: Eukaryota; Viridiplantae; Streptophyta; Magnoliopsida; Cornales; Cornaceae
Product: putative RNA methyltransferase At5g10620
Exons: 8
Coding region: 65-625 (186 amino acids)
Biological process (GO): rRNA processing
Molecular function (GO): methyltransferase activity
Source: RefSeq, a predicted model, not a curated record
GCAGUGAAAAGAGCUUGCCCGCAGCCCCUUGAAAAGGGCUUGCGCUCUCCCCUCUAUCUCGAAAAUGGCAUUCUCACUCUCCGCCGGUCUCAACACGAAGAUUUCAGUUCCCAUACCAGGUGGACGAUGCAAAUACACAGGUCAAUCAGUGAGAGCACUACCCAUACGAAUAUUGACAGUGGGGAAAAAUAGAUCACGCGGUGUACAAUUAAUUGUUGAUGAGUACACUGAGAAGCUCAAACACUAUUGCCGCGUUGAAGAUGUACAAAUCCGAUCCAAUCCUAAGAAUGCCCGUGACGUGAUGGCUCAGAUUGAACAUGAAGACAUGGCUUUAAUGUACCUCAUCAAGUCUGACGAUUGGGUUGUGAUGUUGGAUGAACAUGGACUCGACAUCAAGUCUGAGCAGAUGGCUGAGUUAAUUGGGGAUGCAGGAAACACGGGGGCUUCAAGCUUAUUAUUUUGCAUUGGUGGACCUUAUGGUCAUGGAAGACAAUUACGAGAACGAGCUAAUGUAUCAAUUAAGCUGUCAUCUUUGGUCUUGAAUCAUCAGAUUGCGUUAGCUGUACUUGUGGAGCAACUUUACAGGGCAUGGACCAUCCUCAAAGGACAAAAAUACCAUCACUAGAGAAUCUCAUCUCUUGAUCACGGUCAUACUAUACAGAUCAUCUGCAUCUUUGAUUUGAGUUUGGACUUGCUAGAUUGCUUGAUUUGGAGCCUUAGACAGAAGUACUUGCAGAGCCUGUGAUACUAAAAGUGUUUCCUUUGCUUGAGGUGGGUGAAAUGGAAUAGUCCGAGAAUAUUUUGAUAUCUGCGAUAACAAUCGAACAUUUUGGUUCUCAUGUUCAAAUCAAAAAAUGGUCUAGUGCAUAGGAUGUGCCGCCGGUAUAUUGCUAUCCACUAGACCAUAAUUGAUCAAGGUCUUAUAAUUGAUUAGGAUUUUGGUCUGUGGAUAGGAUGUGCCGCUGGUAUAUUGCUUGGGUGCGUGUAAAACUUACAGAUCGCAAAAUGAUUUAAGAUGAAUUAGUAAGUCUUUUAGUCAUGAACAAUCUUUGUUGGUGGUGUUAAUUAAUAGAAUAAUUUAUGUUUUUGUU